Entrophospora candida is the source of this 159-nucleotide messenger RNA. Lineage: Eukaryota; Fungi; Glomeromycota; Glomeromycetes; Entrophosporales; Entrophosporaceae. The record is from the annotation of a GenBank genome assembly.
GCAAUUUAUAACACUAUUGACAAUUUUAUCAAUACCAACGAUUUGGCUAAACAAAUUCUUGCUGGGGAUCAGGUUAUUUUGUACCAAGUUAGAGUUUGGUUUGCUAUUAAAUGUGAUGGUAAUGUACCUGAUCCAUCAAAACCACCACCAAAAAAAUAA